This is a messenger RNA of Pygocentrus nattereri (red-bellied piranha), 4109 nucleotides long. It is a transcript of the gene alcama, whose product is annotated as activated leukocyte cell adhesion molecule a. Gene Ontology annotation, biological process: cell adhesion. Lineage: Eukaryota; Metazoa; Chordata; Actinopteri; Characiformes; Serrasalmidae. The record is from RefSeq and is a predicted model, not a curated record. Gene Ontology annotation, cellular component: plasma membrane. The transcript is spliced from 16 exons. Bases 237 to 1928 code for a protein of 563 amino acids.
AGCCCCUCCCGCUCCGGGUCCCUCUCACUUCACCUGCUCGCUCAGGCCGCCGCCGACUCUCGUUGCGACUCAGCGCCGAGCCAAACUUCUUCUCCUCGCUCUCGGUGGUCCGUGCGGAGCGACCCUCGACUCGCUUUUCUUCACCGUCGUUUUCACUGACAUUUUUCGACGGACGCAGAAGCUUCCCGGCUCCUCAGGUGACUGUAAACGGGAGACCUCCUCCGGCUUCGAGAAGGAUGCACGCGGUUGUCCGUUUCUUCGGUGCCUUCCUCGCCGCGGCGAUGCUCGCUCCAGCAAGCGGCAUGCAGAAGGUCAUCAGCCAGUAUGGAGAGACCAUCAUAGUGCCAUGCAACAAUGGUGACAACAAGCCUUCUGAUCUGAUCUUCACCAAAUGGAAAUAUACAAAAGACGAUGGUUCAUCUGGAGACCUCUUGGUGAAGCAGGCCCAGAAGGAUGAUGCAAAGGUCUCGGCCACAGAUGGCUAUAAGGACCGCAUUAACAUCACGGAUAACUCCAGUCUGCUGAUUACCAAAGCCACCCUUGGUGACCAGAGAGUCUUCACCUGCAUGGUGGUCUCCAUCAAUAAUCUGGAUGAAUACCCGGUGGAGGUGGAAGUGCGGAAGAGACCGUCAGCUCCUGAGAUCAAGAACAAAGCAAGUCAGCUGGAAAAUGACAAACUGACACCGCUGGGAGAGUGUGUGACUGCAGAUGCAAACCCUCCAGCGGAGAUCAUCUGGCUGAAGAAUAACAAGACCCUACUGAACGAUAACAAGACGGUCAUAAUCACCCCCAACAUAGCGACGGACCCAGUGACUGGUUUGUCCAGCACUAAAUCUAGUUUGCAGUACACAGCAGGGAAGCAGGACAUGACAUCACAGUUCGCCUGCCUUGUGAGACACGUGACCGGUCCAGACCAGGUGACCGCACCUGUGGCCUUCAGCAUCCACUACCCCACUGAAAAGGUGAGUUUGCAGGUGGUACCUGCAAGCACUGUUAAGGAGGGUGACAACGUGACUCUGAAAUGUCAGGCAGAUGGAAACCCUCCUCCUACCAGCCUCAACUUCCACAUCAAGGGUAAGAAGGUUGCUGUGACCGGCUCGGGCGUGUACACUCUGUCUGGAGUGACCCGCGCUGACUCCGGAGAAUACAAAUGCUCUCUGCCCGACAACGACAAGAUAGAAGCCACGGCGACAGUCACAGUGACCUACCUGGACCUGUCCCUCAUUCCCUCAGGAAGAGUGCUGAAGAAGUAUGGAGAAUCCUUGGAGGUGAAGGUAGAGAAGAACUCCUCCAGUGAACCAACAGUGACCUGGACUAAGAACAACAGCAAACUGGAGAAGCAGCCCGACUUCUCAAAGCUAACAUAUGGCCAUGCGGGCAUGUAUGUGUGCGAGAUGUCUGUAGCAGGAAUCAAACGCAGCGCCUCCUUCCAUCUGGUGGUAGAAGGUAUUCCUGUGAUUACAAGGUUGACAAAACAGCAAAGCACAGAUGGAAAAAACAAGGUGCUGAUCUGUGAAGCAGAGGGUUCACCGCAACCUAACGUUCAGUGGAGUGUCAAUGGAACCAAUAGUGAGAGCUCGUAUGUCAAUGGAAAAGCUACCUACAGACUGACUGUCGUGCCCACUAUGAACCUGACGGUCACUUGUCAGGUCGCCAAUAAUUUAGGCUUGGACAGCAAGACCAUCAAUGUGUCAUCCUUAAUAGACGAUCGCAGAAAGGAAAAACAAGACUUACCAGAGGACGAGGACAAGGCCAAGCUGAUCGUGGGUGUGGUGGUGGGCCUCCUUGUUGCCGCCGCUGUGGUGGGCAUCAUCUACUGGCUCUACAUGAAGAGAAGACAAGGCAGCUGGAAGACGGGCGAGAAGGAGAUGGGCACCUCAGAGGAGAGCAAGAAGCUGGAGGAGAACAGCCACAGGCCAGACGUUUAGAGCAGCUCACACAACCCCUACACACUGAGAAGAAGAGAGGCCUUGCCACACUGAAUGUGCUGUACAACACCACAACAUGUCUAUCAUUUGAUCUCUGAUGCCUGAUUGGACGCAGUCGCUCUGGUUCAAGCUGCAUACGUGUGCAUCGCAGAAUACUUACAGAAUGUCGCAAAACCCUGAAGAACAGUUUCCAGAAGAAAUCCUCCACCAUCCCUCCAUCUCGAAAGAAAAAAAUAGCCACUUGUGUUGUAAAUUUAGUCUGCACUGAAAACGGAGUCUUUUUGGUUUUAUUUUUGAACUGUUAUGAUUUGAUUUUCUUGUGUUCCUGGUGAAUGCUCUUUGUUUCAUGCGCGUUGCAGGUGUGGUGGGUUCGAGCUCCUCCCUCCUCCCCCCUCCCCUCUUUUUAGUAGAAAAAGAAAGUUCACUGUACACUUUCAGGCCUUUGUAAAUAUGUCAUAGCGAGCACAUUCUCUUUGCUCAAAGCUGAGAAUACUGUAUAAUUCAGGUUUAGUUGAUGCAGGAUUGAGUGAUCUCUCUCUCUCUCUCUCUCCUGAGUUAAUCUGCUCCUGUGAAGCCUGCUGGAUCCUGGAGGAAUGAAGACUUCACUGCUGUUACGCUCUCUUUUCCUCAGUUCGGGUGGUUUGCUUUCAUUGAUCAGUACUUCUUUUAGGCUGCCGCCACCCCUCUCCAUCCGAAAAUCGAUUUGAUUCACAGUGGUCCGAGAAGCGAAGCUGAUUGUCUCCGAGCGCUUGGAGAAACCGGUUGCUCUGUAGCCGUAGUUUUAGUUAUAGUUAUAGGCUAGAGUCGUUUUUCAGUCAAAGAUGUGUAAAUUGUUGAAUGUAGGGGCGUGUCCAGGUGAACCCUUCGCUGGCCUUAAUGCAAGUUAGUCUUGUUUCCACUAAGUUACUGAAAGCCUUAACAAAGUCACUGAAGGCUGUUCCAGGCCCAGGCAACUGGAUCAAACACACUAACCCAAACACAAGGGAUUAUGUUGAACAGACACUAAAUCCUGACCAGUUUUUCCCAGAUUUUAGUGCAGCCAUAAGUCACGAGGUACAUUAAUGUCAGCAGCUCCACACAACGCAUCCUACAGCCUUGCACACUGAGCCUCGACGCCUCCCUUUAUUUAUUUAUUUUUUUAAAGAAAUAGAUCAAUAGCUGAAGAAAGAAGUCGUGUUGAGCUCCCUCUUUGUUCCCUAAGCCAGAGAGGAGUCUUUGUGUUGAGCAGUUGAAGUGCAGUGUCCUACACAGCUCUGUGUUUAUGAUGAAACGUGUCGUGUGAGGAAUUUCUCUUGGUUUCUUCUGCUUUCAUUUUUGCUUGAUGUGCAGCUCAUCGUUAAGCUGUUGUGCCCUUUUGCUUGUGCAAAAGUCUGCACGCCCUUGUUCAGAUUAAAGUAUAAAUUAGUUUCUAUCAUUUUUAAUGCAUGAUGACUGCUGAAUUUAACAUGGUUCAGAAAUUAAAAUGUUGAGUUCUGUUUUUGUUUAAAAAAAAAAGCCAAUUUUGCACUAAAAUGUGCAGAAAUGGGCCGUUUAAGUCAUUCCCUCUAGUUUGCAGUUACAAUACCAACAAACCAAGAUUUGACCAGGGGUGCCCAAACUUUUGCACAAGGCUGCACAUCAACAGCUUUGAGUUGUUUUCAGGAUAUAUAGAUAUAUAUAUAUUUCAGUUUCUUGGUGUUCCUCAUGUGUGAGAUGGUCGAGUUAGUGGCCCACACUGUAGUCCUUGGCUUGUGGUUGUUCUGAGGCAUUGCUGAGUUCACUGGUCAGAAGAGGUUUGUUGUAAAUACGUCUGGUCUUCGUGUUUAGCUCAUGUUUGGCUAUUUAUAUUGUGUGAGAAUGUGAGGUUAGCUACACUUCUGCCUGGACACUAGUUAGGCAUAUUAAAAUUGCCCCCCCACUUUAUUUAUACCUUCAAAAUGUGCUACUUCCACCACUGCAGGAUGGACAGGUGACUUGAUUUUUCCUUUGGUUUCUUUUCAUCUCUUUGUUCUUAAAGGCCAUGUUGAGGUUCACUUCAUGUCACUGGGUUGUUUUUUUUAUUUGUCAUGCCUAUGUUUAUUCCAGACCAUCAGGGCAGCAGUGAAACCAAAGAGGGUGAUCGAGAAGAAGGCCAUAAAGUGUUUGUAAAUAGACUUUUGGUUUUGUACUUUUGUUGAGAAUAAAGUGUACAUUUUGAAGAAA